Zerene cesonia (dogface butterfly) is the source of this 4319-nucleotide messenger RNA. RefSeq names its product hexokinase type 2 (gene Hex-A). Bases 321 to 1679 code for a protein of 452 amino acids. NCBI's taxonomy places the organism in Eukaryota, Metazoa, Arthropoda, Insecta, Lepidoptera, Pieridae. Gene Ontology annotation, cellular component: cytosol; mitochondrion. Gene Ontology annotation, biological process: glucose 6-phosphate metabolic process; glycolytic process; intracellular glucose homeostasis. Gene Ontology annotation, molecular function: glucokinase activity; D-glucose binding; fructokinase activity. The transcript is spliced from 9 exons. The record is from RefSeq and is a predicted model, not a curated record.
AAAGACCACCUAGUCGGAACAAUACAUCUUUAUUGACUCGUAAAAGUGAAUUAAUUUAUUGUUUAAGAAUAUACUUGUUGGUAUAAUGACAAUAUAACACUUAAACAAUAAUAAAUGUUAAGUUUAUUACGCUUCGGCGUAGUUGUUAUAACGGCAAUUCUAGUCUCAAUUUAGAUAAAGAUUAUAAUAUUAUUGUGGUGUACUGCUAAGAUAAAGAAGUUUAUAGAGGGAAGUUCAUUGAAAAGUCGUGGUGGAAAAUUACAUUUCUCAUAACGUUAUUGAGUGUGUAACAGUGAACUUCAGUUAAUUUCGUGUCAAAGAUGACGAAGGAUUUAGUGCCACAAGAAAUUAGGGAAGAAUGUGAAGUAUUUCACAUGUCUGACAAACAAAUCAGAGAAAUUAUGAGCAGGCUCCACAGUGAUCUGCUCAAAGGUCUCGGAAAAGACACCCAUGCGACUUCCAUCGUCAAAUGUUGGAUUACGUACAUACAGGACUUACCGAACGGAAAAGAGCGUGGCAAAUUCCUAGCGUUAGAUUUAGGGGGAACAAAUUUUAGAGUACUUAUUAUAAACCUCGGCGAAAAUCACUUCGACAUGCAGUCAAAAAUCUAUGCCAUUCCAAACCAUAUUAUGACUGGCACGGGUGUCGCUCUAUUUGACCACAUCGCUGAAUGCUUAGCUAAUUUCAUGAAGGAGCAUGACGUGUAUGAAGAACGCUUAGCUUUGGGUUUCACAUUCAGUUUCCCGCUAAAACAAUUAGGUCUAACAAAAGGGGUGUUACAACGAUGGACGAAAGGAUUUUCGUGUUCGGGGGUCGUUGGUGAAGAUGUUGUACAAGGUCUGAAAGACGCUAUCGCCAGAAGAGGGGACGUACAGAUUGAUAUUUGCGCUAUUCUGAAUGACACCACGGGCACAUUGAUGUCUUGCGCGUGGAAAAACCACAACUGCAAAAUAGGACUCAUCGUCGGUACGGGCAGCAACGCGUGUUAUGUGGAAAAGACAGAGAAUUGUGAAUUAUUUGAUGGAGAGCCCGGCAAGCCUGAACUCUUGAUAAACACAGAAUGGGGCGCGUUCGGUGACGACGGUGCCCUCGAUAUGGUCAGAACUGAAUUUGAUCGAGAGGUAGACGCUAAAUCUAUCAACCCCGGCAAACAAAUCCAAGAGAAAAUGAUAUCAGGAAUGUAUAUGGGAGAAUUGGUACGUCUUGCUCUCGUGAAGUUUACGCGAAUGGGCUUACUGUUCGGAGGCCGCGGAUCGGACCUGUUGUUCCAAAGAGGUUGCUUCUAUACAAAAUAUGUGUCUGAGAUUGAAUCUGAUAAGCCAGGAGACUACACUAGUUGUAUGGAAGUCCUAGAAGAACUGGGCCUGUCGCACGCGACGGAAGUGGACAUGGCGGCGGUGCGGCACGUGUGCGAGCGCGUGUCCCGCCGCGCCGCGCACCUCGUGUCGGCGGGGAUCGCGACGCUGCUCAACAAGAUGAACGAGCCGAGGGUCACCGUCGGCAUUGACGGCUCCGUGUACCGCUUCCACCCGCACUUCCACACGCUCAUGUGCGAGAAGAUCGCGCAACUCGUCCGACCCGGGAUCACGUUCGACCUCAUGUUGUCAGAGGACGGCAGCGGGCGCGGCGCCGCGCUGGUGGCCGCCGUGGCGUGCCGGCAGCAGCUCGCUCACGCGUAGAUACUAAGCUUAGCCUGCCACAGCGGUGCUACGUGGUCGCAUACAACGCACACACUCUGGACUUAUACAUCGAAACCGUCCCCAAAUUUUACAGCUGUACCGACACAUCGCGGAUUUAACAUCGCUUCUACCAGCAAAGUGGAAAACGGGUUAUAAAAUCCGGCUGUUCAAAAACAAAUAACCUCUACAACCAGAGCUUAAAGGAAAAGACAGCUAUUCUAAAAUUUAUCGGACCUACGUCAUUUCUGGUUUUAGCGUUGAACGUGCGAUUGCUUUUCCUCGUCUGGCGAAUGAGUUAUUUUCCGCGUCUCGAAAUAUUCAUCGCGUACAUCGAGACAAUGUGGUCAUAUUAUUAAAUUAGGAAAAUUAUUUUAUAUAUUAGUGUAGCGUUAUUGAAUUAGCGCUGUGUGCUUGGACUGACAGUCUACCGCAUAGCUCUCUGUUGUUUAAUAUAGGAGUAUUGUAGUUAUCGAUUGAAAAUCGCGUAUGUACUUCAACGCCCCACUGAAAUAUAUCACAGGUACUUGGAUCAGGUCCAAAGCAAAAUACGCCUUGUAACUACGACUUCUCUUCUGCACAUCUGCUCAUAACGAGAAUUAUAUUUUCAUAUUUAAUAGAUAGGCACUAAGAUUCAAUAACGUUGUCACUAUUCUGAUAUUAGAAAACUUAAUAUGUCACGUGUACUUAGGUCAUAACGAUUUUAGCAUAGUCUAGUCACAAUAUUUACAACGGAUACUUAAAAAAUUUGUACCUAACAUUAUAAAAUUUCUACUACAUAUACUGUUAUACAUACAUCGUUACAAGACUGACAUAAUGUAUAUAAAAAUCUAAAUAUCAUCAUAUUAUAUUGGUCUUAGUGUCGAUCUAAUCAAAAGCACACUGCAUUUGUUAAGUCUUGUACACGUUUUGCAAGCGCGCAGCAACUUCAUGAUCUUUUCGUUAAUGUGACUAAAAUUUGUUUGUAUGAAUUAUUUUAGAGAUAGUUUUUAACUUAUAUGACAGUGAAGGUCUUGUAAUAUAAGAGUCUACUUUUAUACAGUUUACGAUAUAUUACAUAAUAUACAAAGAAUGCACUUCGAACAUUUUUAUUUAUUUAAAGAGAUAAGUAUUUACUGUUAUACAAUCUGCCACAUCUUUAAUAAGUUGUGGCCUGUGAUUGAUAAUAUUCACAUUAUGUCAAUAUAAUUAGUUUCGAAUGUAGCAAUACAUGUGAAUCUCAGGAGCAUGAAUUAUGCUAUCCACAUUAAUGAAUUCAUACAAUCGAUUAUUAUCAUUCCAUUGCCAAACUAAUAACACCAAAUGCUUUACUGAGAAAUUGGCAAUAUGUUGGAAAAUAAUUGAUACUUUAAAAUGCAGUACUCAAGGACAAAAUUGUAUGUUGCAUGGUAUCAUAGUUUCAGCGUUAUUUUUAUUUGAUAUUAGUAAUACAUUUAUUUAACACUGGAAUUCAGUUUAAUUAAUUAGCUAAAGAUUCAGUUUGUACAGAGAUUUAAUUAUUGAAAUGAAUUCUAAAUAAUUUAAUUUUAAGUGAGUGUUUCGAUAUUUAACUGUGAUAGAACUAGGACUUAAUGUAAAAUUGUUUGCUCGUUUACUUUCUGAUUAUUUUGUUUUUAAUAGAAAUAUUGUUAAGAUAGAUAUUAAACGAUAACGUUGUCGCGAGCCAUCAAUAUAAUUAGAUAUAAACAGUGUAUAAAAUCAGACAGAAAAUAAUAAAAAUAGUACACUUUUUUGCCUUGCAACCUAUUGAGGGUGUGUAUUCAUUAACAUAUAUGUAACAACAACAAAGUCGCAAUAAUAUAAGGCAAAAAUUUGUUCUAAGGCACACCUAUUUCUUUAACAGAUGUUGAUAAAAAAUGUUUUUGUUUAUUACACCAUUUUAUAGUUCCUAGUUAAUAAUAGGUGCAUUUUAAUUUAGUGUUGUACUUGUCAUUAAUUUUGUUGCAUGGUGUGCAAUCUGUGUUUCUAGUGUAUUUAUGACAUAUUAAUAUUAUUUAUUGUGUCACUGAGUAGUAUGAUAAUGGCGGAUAUUCAUUACAUAAGAGAACCAAAUAAAGUACAAAAUAAUAUUGGAAAUGAUUUUUGAACUGUAUAGUCCUUGUGAUUCACAGGGUUUUAAAGUAAAAUUUAAUAUCAUGUGUAAAUUUAUAUUAUAUAUUUUGCUCAAAUGACAUUAUACUUAGAAAGAAUUGGUUGAUCACAAUCUUUUAUAAAUUAAUAUGAGUAUACAUUGUUUGAUUCAAUAUUUCUGCAAACGACCUACAUUCCAUAGGUAUGGAAACAACUGUACUUAGUUAUCUGAUGAAAUUAAGGAUGUAUGAUGAUGCAGAAAUGUACAUAUCGCAUCUGAAAUAUUGCAAUUAUUUAAUAACAUGGUCAUGAUUUUGUAAAAUUAUGUACAUAUAUAUAGUAUUAUUACUAACCUUGUAAAUCAUGAAGCUGGUCUUUACUUAAAAGGUACUUCUAAUUUGAUGUUUAUGAAUAUAAAUAAUACAAUUUAGAAUUUAUUUAUGGUAUGAAUAGGGAAUAAAAUUAUCAAAAUGAAGAAGCCAUUUUAGGAAAACAAUCAUUAUUAGCUAGCUCCACUUAUGUAUGAGCUAUUGGAAAUGUUACUUAUUUGAAAAAUAAAUUUUUAAAAGGGUU